UGUCUCUGCGUUAGCGGAUGCUGAGUGUGCAGCUGGUCGGGCGCCUGUUCGCGAUGGCCGGUCGUGUCUGUCUGUCCCGGAGCAGCGCUGGAUUGGGGACUGUCGGUCCCGUCGAGGCAGCCAUUCGCACGAAGUUAGAGCAGGCCCUGAACCCCGAGGUGCUGGAGCUGCGCAACGAGAGCGGCGGCCAUGCGGUCCCACCGGGCAGCGAGACACAUUUCCGCGUGGCGGUGGUGAGCUCUCGCUUUGAGGGACUGAGCCCCUUGCAACGGCAUCGGCUGGUCCACGCUGCGCUGUCUGAGGAGCUGGCUGGGCCGGUCCACGCAUUGGCCAUACAGGCACGGACCCCCGCCCAGUGGAAGGAGAACCCUCAACUGGACGCAAGCCCCCCUUGCUUGGGUGGGAACAAGAAAACUCGCGGAACCCCCUGAGCCCCCAGAGAGGGAAGACUAGGAUCCUAAUGGUUUGGGAAUAAACUACGGGCUUUCUUUCCUUCAAUACGGUCUGGUGUUUGUAAGGGACAAGGAUCCUUGGGCCCCAUUCAGCCAGCACGUACAUAUAUAUCCUCUGGAGAUAGCAACUCAUUUCAGAUCAAAGCUUAUCCAAGGAAAGAGAAUCACUCACCACUGCCCUUGCC
Messenger RNA from Puma concolor (puma), 637 nucleotides. The record is from RefSeq and is a predicted model, not a curated record. NCBI's taxonomy places the organism in Eukaryota, Metazoa, Chordata, Mammalia, Carnivora, Felidae.